UGAGGGAGGCCGGCGGGCGGCUGAGCUCCGGGCGCUGCUAGGGAGCGGCGUGCGCUGCACACUCUCCGGGGCGAAGCGGAGGGCGUGGGGGAGCCGACCGCCGGGAGCUGUUCUGAUCGCCGACGCGCACGCGAGGGGCCGGUGGCGACCCCGGCCCCGGCCGACAUGGGCAACGCCGGGAGCAUGGAUUCACAGCAGACCGAUUUCAGGGCGCACAACGUGCCUUUGAAGCUGCCGAUGCCCGAGCCGGGGGAACUGGAGGAGCGGUUUGCCAUCGUGCUGAAUGCUAUGAACCUACCUCCUGACAAAGCCAGGUUACUGCGGCAAUAUGACAAUGAGAAAAAAUGGGAAUUGAUUUGUGAUCAGGAACGCUUCCAAGUGAAGAAUCCUCCUCAUACUUACAUUCAGAAGCUCAAGGGCUACCUGGAUCCAGCUGUAACCAGGAAGAAAUUCAGAAGGCGUGUUCAAGAAUCUACACAAGUGUUGAGAGAACUGGAAAUAUCUUUAAGAACCAACCACAUUGGGUGGGUCAGAGAGUUUUUGAACGAAGAAAAUAAAGGUCUUGAUUUUCUAGUGGAGUAUCUGUCAUUUGCACAGUAUGCAGUAACUUUUGACUUUGAGAGUGUGGAGAGUACUGUGGAGAGUUCGGUGGACAAAUCAAAGCCCUGGAGCAGGUCCAUCGAGGACUUGCACAGAGGGAGCAACCUGCCAUCACCUGUGGGCAACAGCAUGUCUCGCUCUGGAAGGCAUUCUGCACUGCGAUAUAAUACUUUGCCAAGCAGAAGAACUCUGAAAAAUUCAAGAUUAGUGAGUAAGAAAGAUGAUGUUCAUGUCUGUAUCAUGUGUUUACGUGCCAUCAUGAAUUACCAGUAUGGUUUCAACAUGGUCAUGUCUCAUCCACAUGCUGUCAAUGAAAUUGCACUAAGCUUAAAUAACAAGAAUCCCAGAACAAAAGCCCUCGUCUUAGAAUUGUUGGCAGCUGUUUGUCUUGUCCGAGGGGGACAUGAAAUCAUUUUAUCAGCCUUUGAUAACUUCAAGGAGGUUUGUGGAGAGAAACAGCGCUUUGAGAAAUUGAUGGAACAUUUCAGGAAUGAAGACAAUAACAUAGAUUUUAUGGUGGCCUCGAUGCAGUUUAUUAAUAUUGUAGUUCAUUCCGUGGAAGACAUGAAUUUCAGAGUUCACCUCCAGUAUGAAUUUACCAAAUUAGGCCUGGAUGAAUACUUGGAUAAGCUGAAACAUACAGAGAGUGACAAGCUGCAGGUGCAGAUUCAGGCUUACCUGGACAAUGUGUUUGAUGUAGGAGCUCUGCUGGAAGAUGCUGAAACCAAGAAUGCAGCGUUGGAGAGGGUGGAAGAACUUGAAGAGAACAUCUCUCAUCUAUCUGAGAAGUUGCAAGACACAGAGAAUGAAGCCAUGUCCAAGAUUGUGGAACUGGAAAAGCAGCUCAUGCAGAGGAACAAGGAGCUGGAUGUUGUCCGAGAAAUCUACAAAGAUGCAAAUACCCAAGUUCACACAUUAAGAAAAAUGGUCAAAGAAAAAGAAGAAGCCAUUCAGAGACAGUCUACCCUGGAAAAAAAGAUCCAUGAACUGGAAAAACAAGGGACCAUUAAAAUUCAGAAGAAAGGGGAUGGAGACAUCGCCAUUCUGCCAGUUGUGGCUUCUGGCACAUUGUCUGCAGGGUCCGAAGCAGGAGUGGGUAGUUUUGUAGGCCCAGUUAUGGGGGCCACUUCCUCUGGACCCUUGCCACCUCCUCCUCCACCACUACCUCCAUCGUCAGACACACCUGAAGCAGUGCAAAAUGGUCCUGUCACGCCACCAAUGCCACCACCUCCCCCUCCCCCACCUCCUCCCCCUCCUCCUCCACCCCCUCCUCUCCCGGGUCCUGCAGCUGAGACUGUGCCAGGUCCACCUUUGCCGCCACCCCCUCCUCCCUCUGCACCCCCGCUUCCAGGAACAUCUUCACCUACAGUGGUUUUCAACUCAGGAUUAGCAGCUGUGAAAAUUAAGAAGCCAAUCAAGACGAAGUUCAGAAUGCCGGUGUUUAACUGGGUUGCCCUGAAGCCCAAUCAGAUCAAUGGCACCGUCUUCAAUGAAAUUGAUGAUGAGCGAAUUCUGGAGGAUUUAAAUGUGGAUGAAUUUGAGGAAAUAUUCAAGACAAAAGCUCAAGGUCCUGCCAUCGAUUUGUCUUCAAGCAAACAGAAGAUACCACAGAAGGGAUCAAACAAAGUGACAUUGCUAGAAGCAAAUAGGGCCAAAAAUCUUGCAAUAACUUUAAGGAAAGCAGGAAAGACUGCUGAUGAGAUCUGUAAAGCUAUUCAUGUAUUUGACUUGAAGACGUUGCCUGUAGACUUUGUAGAAUGUUUAAUGAGGUUCUUGCCGACCGAGAAUGAGGUGAAAGUGCUGCGGCUCUACGAGCGGGAACGGAAGCCCUUAGAGAACUUGUCAGAUGAAGACCGGUUCAUGAUGCAAUUCAGUAAAAUUGAGAGGCUCAUGCAGAAGAUGACCAUCAUGGCCUUUAUUGGGAACUUCGCUGAGAGCAUCCAAAUGCUGACACCUCAACUGCAUGCAGUCAUAGCAGCGUCGGUGUCUAUCAAAUCAUCUCAGAAACUCAAGAAGAUUCUGGAGAUCAUCUUGGCACUUGGAAACUACAUGAAUAGCAGUAAACGAGGAGCAGUUUAUGGAUUUAAACUUCAGAGUUUAGAUUUGCUCUUAGACACCAAGUCCACAGACCGGAAACAAACACUGCUGCACUACAUAUCGAAUGUUGUAAAAGAAAAAUAUCACCAGGUGUCCCUGUUUUAUAAUGAACUGCAUUAUGUAGAAAAAGCUGCUGCAGUCUCUCUCGAGAAUGUUUUGCUGGAUGUGAAGGAGCUCCAGAGGGGCAUGGACUUGACCAAGCGGGAGUACACGAUGCACGACCACAACACCCUGCUGAAGGAGUUCAUCCUCAACCAUGAGGGAAAGCUGAAGAAACUGCAGGAUGAUGCCAAGAUUGCCCAGGAUGCCUUUGACGAUGUGGUUAAGUACUUUGGAGAGAACCCCAAGACAACACCACCCUCCGUCUUCUUUCCUGUCUUUGUUCGCUUUGUGAAAGCUUAUAAGCAAGCAGAGGAGGAAAAUGAGCUGAGGAAGAAGCAGGAACAAGCUCUCAUGGCGAAGCUCCUGGAGCAGGAAGCUCUGAUGGAACAACAGGACCCAAAGUCUCCUUCCCAUAAGUCAAAGAGGCAGCAACAAGAAUUGAUUGCAGAGUUAAGAAGGCGGCAAGUGAAAGAUAACAGACAUGUGUACGAGGGAAAAGACGGUGCCAUUGAAGACAUUAUCACAGCCUUAAAGAAGAAUAAUAUCACUAAAUUUCCAAAUGUUCACUCGAGGAUCUUAGAAACCAACCAUAUAGAAGAGCCGAUGCGGUGAGGAGAAGUGUCAGGCGGCGCUUUGAUGAACAAAACUUGCGUUCUGUUAAUGGUGCGGAAAUAACGAUGUGACUUCCAGGAACCUGCCUACAUGAAGAGGGUGUGCAUGAAUGAAAACUGCCCACAUAAAUUUUAUGUGCUAUUAUUUAACUGCAGCCUUGCACACAGAUAAAAUAUUUUUAAGGGCUCGGAUUUAGCAACCACAUAGAAAUAAUGAUGGGCUUUUCUUUCAAACCUUGUUAACAAGUGCCUAAAAAAUGGAAAUACCUGCUCAGAUUAAUCAAAGCAAUAGGAUUUGAUUUGAUUAUUUUUUUUAACACCAAUUGGUUUUUUUUAAACCAAAAUGUAAAUUUCGUAUGAAAUUCAUUACCUGUCAUUUUGAUUGCACCAUGGUCUACCCUGGUAUCCUGAUAAAUUGUAACAUGGUUGCAUUUGCUAUGGGCUUCUUUUGCUGAAACGUCUUAAGGAAUUUUGUGUUUCAGCUAUAUCCAUCCAGUUUUGUAUUUAUAAGGACUUGCAAGUGACAAGUCACAUGAUGAACUACUUCUGUCCAUUACCUAAGCCCUGGCAAAGCGCAAAUGAGAUGCAGUUGCAGUGACACAUAAGUCAGUCACUCAACUUUGUCUCUAGUGUUGCAUCUUCCUUCUGUGCUAGGGUAUAAUGCCCUGUCCAAGAUGGUUACUGGGUUGAAUGCAAGGAUAUGAUGGCGUAAAAUGCCAUCUUGAGACUUAACUGCAGUACUGUUCUUCCGCUUAAGGCAGCUUUUUAAAAUAAUGCAAAUAUAUUUAUUAACUGGCACUAAUUUAACAUCUCAGUAUUAGGAUCUACCUAUAAUGGUCUUCAAAAAUCCUAAGAGUAGAAACUGGUGCCUUCCUAGCCAGGGAGUUCACUAGCUCUUGUCAACAAAUAUUCAAAAUUACAUUUGCUAACAGGGUAGUUUUAGGAACCUGGCUUUUAUUUUCCUGACAAUCGCAGGUGUUUCCCUCCCCCCCCCCACCCCAAUCUGUUUCUCUUUGUAAAUUGAAGAUGAUACAUUUGGCAUCACACAUUAAAGCUAAAUCCCCAAAUUCCUUAUGGGGAGGUACAUUUAUUGAAAAAUACAUUGUGAUUAAGUUUGUCUCUCCCCCCUCCCCCCCAGAAGGGCGCUUGACCCAUUCCAAAGUGAAAAACUGGAUUGAAGCUAUACUUUUAAUAACGCACAUUCUGCUUCUGGCUUACCUUCUUGGUAAUUACCAUCAGUAUAUUAAUUGUAAAGUUUAUUGUAUAGUAUUUAACCACUGAGUUUAUUUUAUGUUGUGCUUAUGUGAGCCCUUGGGUGAAGGUCACCUUUCCUUGGAUAACGUGUAGUUAUAUGACCUCUUUUUAAAUGUACAGAUAUUUUGCUAUAAAAUCGGUGCAGUUUUUUAUGGUUUUUACACUUCUCUUUAAUUCCCACCGAAGCCUCUGGGUAAUAAUUGUAAAUAUUGCUUUAAAAUUCAGCAGCCUACUCUAUACAAUCUGAAUGUUAUUUUAACUUAUAGUUUUUUUUAUUAAAUAUAUUUAACUACAAGAACAGCCUAGAGAUCUGUUACAUUUCACUUUAGUAUACCUAUUUACAGAUUACUUUUGAGCUGCCACUCGGUGGUACAUUUCCAUAAUGUGUACUCUGCAGAAAAAAAAGAACAUGCCAACAUUUUGUCUUUCAGUUAAAAUACAUUCUGGUAAAAAUAGCAAUUUGAUUGGAGGUACACAAGACACAAUAGUUGGAAAUUUACUACAAAGCAGCUAUUUUUGAAAUCUUUGUGCUGGCAUACAUGUGAGAACCAUUGCUUGUUUAUUCUUCAAAUAGACAAUGAUGUUGGCAUGUUCUUUACUGUUUGUCUAUUAAUGGGCCUGCUUCUUAGCAAUAUUAGAAAUGUUUUAUAAAAGCAAUUCAUGUUACCUUUCUGGUCUUUUCAUGGCAUAUGAGCAAAUAAACUAUUUACACUA
Ochotona curzoniae (black-lipped pika) is the source of this 5378-nucleotide messenger RNA. RefSeq names its product formin-like protein 2. Gene Ontology annotation, biological process: cell migration; regulation of cell shape; cortical actin cytoskeleton organization. The transcript is spliced from 27 exons. Gene Ontology annotation, molecular function: actin filament binding; small GTPase binding. The coding region runs from base 166 to 3411 and encodes 1081 amino acids. Gene Ontology annotation, cellular component: cytosol. The record is from RefSeq and is a predicted model, not a curated record. NCBI's taxonomy places the organism in Eukaryota, Metazoa, Chordata, Mammalia, Lagomorpha, Ochotonidae.